AUGGGACCUUCUAACAAUACACAAUUCCAUCCCACUUCUUUCCUGCUGCUGGGAAUUCCAGGACUGGAAGAUGUUCACAUCUGGAUUGGCUUCCCCUUUUGUGCUGUGUAUUUGAUUGCUCUUGUAGGGAACGUGACUAUCCUGUUUGUAAUACAUACUGAAAGGAGCCUCCACCAGCCCAUGUUCUACUUCUUGGCUAUGCUGGCUUCCAUUGACCUAGGCCUAUCCACUGCCACUAUUCCCAAGAUGCUGGGCAUAUUCUGGUUUAACUUGAAGGAGAUCAUGUUUGGUGCCUGCAUCACCCAAAUGUAUGCCAUACAUAUGUGCACUGGCCUAGAAUCUGUGGUGCUCACAGUCAUGGCCAUUGACCGCUUUGUGGCCAUCUGCAAUCCUCUAAGAUAUACCAUGAUCCUCACCAACAAAGUGGUGGCCAAUUUGGGAAUAAUGAUUAUAGUGAGAUCUUUAGUUUUUGUGACACCAUUCAUAUUUCUUGUCCUGAGGCUUCCAUUCUGUGGUGCCCGAAUCAUUCCCCACACCUAUUGCGAGCACAUGGGCCUAGCUCGUCUGGCCUGUACAAGUAUUAAGAUCAACAUUGUUUAUGGUCUUGUGGCUUUCUCCGUAGGGUAUUUAGACCUUAUUGUGAUUGGUUUUUCCUAUAUUCAAAUCCUAAGGACUGUUUUCUGCCUCCCCUCUCAUGAUGCCAGAAUCAAAGCCCUCAGCACUUGUGGCUCCCAUGUAUGUGUCAUGUUGGCCUUCUACACUCCAGCCCUCUUUUCUUUUAUGACCCACCGGUUUGGCCACAACAUCCCUGGUUAUAUCCACAUCAUUCUAGCUAAUCUGUAUGUUAUUGUCCCACCUGCCCUCAACCCUGUCAUCUAUGGGGUCCGGACAAAGCAGAUCCGAGAGCGAGUGCUAAGGAUCUUUAAUCCCAAAAUUUCUUAA
Vombatus ursinus (common wombat) is the source of this 942-nucleotide messenger RNA. Its product is annotated as olfactory receptor 52E5-like. Bases 1 to 942 code for a protein of 313 amino acids. NCBI's taxonomy places the organism in Eukaryota, Metazoa, Chordata, Mammalia, Diprotodontia, Vombatidae. Gene Ontology annotation, cellular component: membrane. Gene Ontology annotation, biological process: G protein-coupled receptor signaling pathway. The record is from RefSeq and is a predicted model, not a curated record. The transcript has a single exon. Gene Ontology annotation, molecular function: olfactory receptor activity; G protein-coupled receptor activity.